Messenger RNA from Neurospora tetraspora, 5016 nucleotides. Its product is annotated as OPT oligopeptide transporter protein-domain-containing protein. The coding region runs from base 1 to 5016 and encodes 1671 amino acids. Gene Ontology annotation, molecular function: oligopeptide transmembrane transporter activity; serine-type peptidase activity. Lineage: Eukaryota; Fungi; Ascomycota; Sordariomycetes; Sordariales; Sordariaceae. The record is from RefSeq and is a predicted model, not a curated record. Gene Ontology annotation, biological process: transmembrane transport; proteolysis. Gene Ontology annotation, cellular component: plasma membrane. The transcript is spliced from 7 exons.
AUGCUCCCAGUUGCUGUAAGUGUUAGUAUAGGUACCUAUCACAGGUGUAUACAGGUCUUUCUCACUAACAGACUUGGCCACAGAUUGCAUAGCUGUGAACUGUCAGCUCCCUCGGGCCUUAUCCAGCUCGGCACCUUCUCCAACAGACACACAUGGCUCAAUAUCUUCAUGAUGUUUUUCCCCAUUCUAUUAGCCCUGGCAUCAGUCCUAGCUGCGCAGCCUACUACUACGCCAGACACACAUGAUACAAGCACUGCUUGCUCACAGGUAGCCCACUCCUAUGAGCUUUGGACCAAGAAUGGGGGUAAUGGAGACUUGUCCAACAUCCCAGGACAGACGGCAUAUGACUGUCUCAUGUCCAUGCCCUUUGACUCUGAGCGGGCAGUGCAAUUUCUGGAUGAAUAUCUGAAAUACCUUCAGUUCCAGUCAACGCUGGAUACUCUCAAACAUCCGCCAUCUGGCUACAAGACACCCUCCAUCGAUCUUCUCAAAGGCUUUGACAAGAUCAGAAAGAAAGCCGAAACCAGCACCUACAAAAGCCAAUACGAGUUCGACAACGACAUCAAGCACCUCAUCCACCGCGCAAACGAAGGCCACCUAGAAAUUCAUCUCUGUUCCCACCAAGUCUUCCGCUUCCACCGCAGCCCGCCACUGGUCUCCAUCUCACCAGACGGACUUGAGCUACCCCGUAUCUACACAUGGGGCGACGUGAAAUUGCUACGUUCCGGAUUCCCAAACGCAGUAUCCCACCUAGUCGAGAUCAACUCCAUCGACGCCGCUUACUUCCUCCAAGCCCAUCUCGCCCUCACCUUCGAAUACCACGACCCCGACGCCCGCUACAACCACCUGUUUCCCUCCCCCGCCAACCAAUUCACCGGCUUUUUUACGGGAGGCGGCUGGCAAAGCUACCAAGGUCUUUGGACGGGAGCUGCGCGAUAUCUCCUCAAAUUCCACAAUGGAACGACGGUUGAAGUGAACACAACCGCCAUCUGGCCCAGCACAAAUGGACCCAUGAAUUACACCGACGGGGAAACGCUGUUCAAAGCAGCGUGCUUGCCUGACUACGUGCCCUCGCUGAUGAGUUUCAAUUCCGAUCCAUCACUUCCACCACCUCGACAUGUAAAUGGAGAUGGACCACCGCCGAGCACGGAAGGGGUCUAUCCCGAUCCUGUGGUGCGUAACGAGCAGGACUCGAUACGGGGGUAUUACCUCCAGAAUCCAGAGAACGACACCGCGGUCUUACAAAUCCCUACCUUCCGGCAUACAGGAGGAAUCAAUUUUUCUCAAACUGCUCUAGACUUCCUCACCCGCGCUGCGAGGCAAGACAACAAGACCAAGUUGAUCCUGGACUUGACCGGGAAUACUGGGGGGGAUGUAAUACCUGGUUUUAAUAUCUUUAAAAUCCUUUUCCCUGAUCAGGCUAUUCGCACGGCUACAAGGUUUCGCGCGACGGAAUUGGUUAAUCUUGUUGGGAAGGUGUAUAGUGAGGUUUAUAGGGAUGUCAAAGAUCCGGGAGAGGUACCGAUUGAUCCGCCUUUUGUGGCGAGCGCGGCUGUGGGACCGGAUCAGAAGCGGAGGUUUGGGGGGGAGUGGGAGGGGUUGUUUGGGCCUGUAGAGGUGCAGGGGGGCGGGAAUGUGUCGAGGUUGUUGGGGCAUUUUGAUUUGGAGGUGGUUUCUACGGCGACUGAGCCGAUAUAUGGUUAUGGGCCUUUUGCAGAGAUGAGCAAGGCUGGGAGACCGUUUGCUGCGGAGGAUAUUGUUGUUAUAACAAACGGCCAAUGCGCCUCCACCUGCGCCCUCCUCGUCUCUCUCCUCCGCCGUCAAGGCGGAGUCCGCACCCUCGUCUUCGGCGGCCGUCCUCGACACGCGCCGAUGCAAGCGGUGGGAGGCGUAAAAGGAGGGCAGUACUGGUCCCUUGGCACCAUCUACCGGCAUGUUUCGAGGGCUAUUGAGUUAGCGGUGAAUUCCACUGUUUCUGGUCGGCGGCCGGUGUUGACGGGUGAGGAACUAGAGAGGUUGAACGAAUUAGCGCCUGCUAAUCCGGAUACGGACUUGGAAGUUGCGAAUCUCGCGGGAGGAAAGGGGGAAGGAAAGGAAAGAAGGGGGUUUCCGCUGAGAAUGGGCUGGCGGGGAGAGGGAGGGGUGAAUUUUAGGGAUUUGUAUUACCUUGACGGAGACGAAGAGGACAGUGAAGAGGGCAAUGGGAAGGAUAAGAGGAAGGGGACGAGUACAGGCACAGUCCCGGCGCAAUUAAUCUACGAGCCAGCGGAGUGUAGAAGGUUCUUUACGAUGGAAAUGAUGUUCAGGCCGGCGAAGAUGUGGGAGGUAGCGAGGGAGGUGAUGUUUGGGGACUCUGGGGAAAGGGGGUGUGUUGGGGGCUCGGAGACAAGAACACAAGGGGAGAAGGGACCUCGUAGAGGCCUCCUCCACCUCAGGAGUUGGGUGUCCGCGAUAAGGCGAGGGCUGCAUGAGGUGGUUUUGGUCUGUGAACUCUACAUAUCGCAAGUCGUCGUAUUGAACGUUGUCGUUUGGCAAAACCCGCCGACCAGAGAGAGCUGGGGGAGUUCGAUCGGUUUGGUGUGCCAUUUUCGGAGCAUGGAUCGAGACGUUGGCAGCAGCUCGCUGCUUGCAGAGGAUCUUGAGGAGGAGGAGGAUGACUUGAUCAUCGCUCCAACCGAACUGGGUUCAGAGUCUGAUGCCUUCAUCAAAGACCACCCAUGGUCAUCCUCUUCCACUUCCCGUCAAGGGACGGACCAUGAUCAAGACGAAACCGAGACCGGGCACCGUCCAACCGACAAUGACGACGUAAUCGAUCCUCGUCUCAAGAACUAUCCCAUCCCCCUCGUAGCAAAAACCGUCGACCUGCACAACGACGAGACCGAGCCCCUCCUCACCAUCCGCUUCUGGAUCCUCUCCACCAUGUGGGUCAUCAUCGGCUGCUCCGUCUCCUCCGUCUACUACUUCAAGCCCUACUCCGUCCGCCUCUCCGGCUACGUCGUCCAGCUUCUCUCGUGGGGGAUGGGCGCCCUUAUGGCGUGCCACCUCCCUUCCAAGGAGUACACCCUCACUUUGCCAGUUGUUGGCAAGCAACUCUCAUUCAACCUCAACCCCGGACCGUGGAACACCAAAGAACACGCCCUCGUCAUUGUCUCCUACUGGGGCAGCACCUACACCGCCUACGGCCUCGGUCCGCUCUCCGCCAUGGAGCUCUACUACAACAAGCGCAUGAGCGGGUGGUGGGCCAUCUUGUUUCUCAUGACCACGCAGCUGAUGGGGUACGGCUUCGCCGGUCUGUACCGGGACGUGUUGGUCCGCCCCCCGGGGAUGUACUACCCCGGCGUUUUGCCGAACGUGGCGCUGUUCAAUGCUAUGCACCGGCACCCGUCCGUGACCAAGAAGUCGCUGUGGUUCUUUUGCGUGGUGGCGGCGGCGGCGUUUGUGUACCAGUGGCUUCCCGGGUUUGUGAUGCCCUUGUUGGCUUCGCUGCCGGUCGUCUGUUGGAUGGGAUGGGGUAUGUAUUGGAAGGCGUUUGUGUUGGGGAGCGGGACGUAUGGGUUUGGGUUGUUGGACUUUUCGUUGGAUUGGAAUUAUGCUUCGUUUUUGAGCCCGCUUUAUACGCCGUUGUGGGCGACGAUGAAUCGGUUUGUGGGAGCGGCGGUGGUCAUUUGGGUGUUGUAUCCCCUGGCGUACUUCUUCGAUGUCAAUGGGGCUCAGCAGUUUGCGCCGAUGAGCUCGGGGACUUGGGAUUCAGAGGGGAAUCGGUACAAUGUCUCGCGGAUUUUGACGCCAACGUACGAGUUGAACCGGACAGCGUUGGAGGAGUAUUCCCCGCCGUAUUGGUCGUUCAGUUACGCGAUGCACUUCUUCUGGGGCUUCGCUGCGUCGACGGCGGUGUUGACGUACGCUGUCGUCUUUCACGGGCGUCAAUCUUGGGAGACGCUUCGAAGCUCGCUGCAAACCAUCAGCAACCCCUUCGCAAAGAAGGACCGCAAGCAAAAGAAGAAUGUUCAACACCGGGCGGAAUUUGAUGACCCCUACCUCAAACUAACCGCCCACCUCCCCCGCGUACCUCACUGGUGGUAUCUCGCCCUCCUCCUUUCCUGCUUUGUCAUUGCCGUCGCCCAGCUCUCGGGCGGUGACAUGCAGCUCCCCUGGUGGGGCCUCCUCCUUAUCACGACCAUCUCUGCCCUCUUUACCUUUCCCAGCGGCAUACUCUUCGGCUUCACCAACGUGCAAAUCGGCAUGGACUACCUCUCCGAGCUGCUGGCUGGGUUCCUUUUCCCCGGUAAACCCAUCGCCGUGCUCACCUGCACCGUGUACGGCCGGCAGAUCCUCGAGCAAUGCCUCAACCUGGUCAGCGACAUCAAGUUCGGCUUCUACAUGAAGAUCCCCGAGCGCGAGCUGUUCGUGGCGCAGGUGUAUGGGACUUUGCUGGGCCCGUUUGUCAACUGGGCUUGUAUGAGGCUGAUCAUCGAUACGCAAGGGAGGAAGCUGACGGGCGAGGUGGUGUCGGGGACGUGGAACGCUUUGAAGACGAAGAACUUCUUUUCGCUGUCGGUUAUCUGGGGCGUGCUUGGUCCGCAGGUGUUCUUUGGGAACGAGUCGCCGUAUCGAUGGGUGUACUGGGGAUUUAUUGUGGGACCGCUAGCGGUGAUGUUGUUAUGGGUUGUACACAGAGCGAGGCCCAAGUGGAAGGUCGAGAGUAUGGUCAACCCGGUGGUGAUGCUGAACGGGGCGACGCUGUUUCCCAUCUACCCCACGACGAACCUGACGACAUCGGUGCUGGUGGCGGUCGUGUUCAUGGGAUACGUGUACAGAUACCACCCGGUGUGGUUCCGCAAGUACAACUAUCUGCUCGGGGCUGGGUUAGACUGUGGUGCGCAACUGGUGCAGAUGGCCAUGAUCUUGGUGGUUGACUUGCCCAAUGUGACCAUGCCGCACUGGUGGGGGAAUGAUGCGGUCGCGGUGGACAAGUGCUAUCCGCCGUUGGACUUGCCUGGGAACGUAUUUAACUGA